Molecule: messenger RNA, 1002 nt
Organism: Aptenodytes forsteri (emperor penguin)
Lineage: Eukaryota; Metazoa; Chordata; Aves; Sphenisciformes; Spheniscidae
Gene: RAB3B
Product: RAB3B, member RAS oncogene family
Exons: 4
Coding region: 1-660 (219 amino acids)
Biological process (GO): protein localization to plasma membrane; regulation of exocytosis; protein secretion
Cellular component (GO): plasma membrane; synaptic vesicle; endosome
Molecular function (GO): GTP binding; GTPase activity
Source: RefSeq, a predicted model, not a curated record
AUGGCUUCAGUAACAGAUGCCAGAUACAGGCAGAAAGAUACUUCAGAUCAAAAUUUUGAUUACAUGUUCAAACUCCUGAUCAUUGGCAACAGCAGCGUGGGUAAAACAUCAUUCCUCUUCAGAUAUGCCGAUGACACUUUCACACCAGCCUUCGUUAGCACAGUAGGAAUUGACUUCAAAGUGAAAACAGUUUAUAGGAAUGACAAGCGGGUGAAACUGCAGAUUUGGGACACAGCUGGACAAGAAAGAUACAGGACCAUCACUACAGCCUACUACCGAGGAGCCAUGGGCUUCAUCCUCAUGUAUGAUAUCACCAGCGAAGACUCCUUCAAUGCAGUGCAGGACUGGGCCACACAAAUCAAGACUUACUCCUGGGACAAUGCACAAGUGAUCCUGGUCGGAAACAAAUGUGACAUGGAGGAUGAAAGAAUUGUUCCUGUGGAGAAGGGGAAACAUCUGGCGGAUCAGCUAGGUUUUGACUAUUUUGAAGCUAGUGCCAAAGAAAACAUCAACGUAAGGCAGGUGUUUGAGCGUCUCGUGGAUAUAAUCUGUGAAAAGAUGUCAGAGAGUAUAGAAUCAGACCCUUCCAGGGGCACUUCUGGAAGGAGCAUGCGCCUCACAGACAACCCACCCCCUUCGCAGCAGAACUGCUCGUGCUAGUGACCUUUCGCACUGAGAAAUGUCCUUCUCCUUUCCUGACUAAAUUUCAUCUUUUCAUUCAUGGUCAUGCAUUAUCAUGUAGUCCAAAGGCAGAAGUCUCUGUUGUAGGAAAUUGGUAUGUUUGUUUAAUGUGCUGAAGUGUUAAUAUUAUGUAUUUCCUCAUCCAAUAAUUUAAAAAAAAAUCUGACUAAAUAUUGUAAGUGCACCUAGUGUUAAUGUGAGUUACACUGAAGAAAAAUAAUUGUAUAGUGUUGCAAAUGUUAUUAUCACAGAGAAUGUUGCAUUUUUAAUUAUAAAUUCCUCUACUGCAGAAAGAGGUUUUUUGUCAAGAACAGCAGGAAA